This is a messenger RNA of Lymnaea stagnalis (great pond snail), 17606 nucleotides long. NCBI's taxonomy places the organism in Eukaryota, Metazoa, Mollusca, Gastropoda, Lymnaeidae. The record is from the annotation of a GenBank genome assembly.
UCAUAAGGUUGAGUUGACGUUCUUAGUUAUCUGCAAAAUCGUUUGCUAGACUUGUGUAAAGUGAAAUAGAGCGUAUUCUAUUUUAUCUUGCUUUGUUGCAGUAUAUUCAGUUAGUUAGUCAUUAAGUUUUCCAAAUCUUACAAUGUCGAAAAUUAAAGGUAAGUUUUUUGGGUAUAUUUAAUAUUUAUGUUAAUGUCAGAGUGACUGUUCCAUUUUUGGACACGACGUCUCCAAUUUAAUAAUUCUGUAGCCGAGUGUAGCCUGGUCGGCGAGCGCAAACCAAGGCCAUGGCCAUGGCCACGGUAUGAGACUCAAUACUCAAUUUAGUGAUUAGUGAAAUUUAGAUUUAACAAUACUUACUUAUGAGUUCACUUUGUCUUUAAGUUUAAAAAAUAUUCUUAAUAACUAGGGCUUAACCAGGUGCAGUUUUUUUGUUACAUCCUGUCAGGAUAUUUUAAGUUGUUACAAUGUCGACAAUGUACAAUUAAAAUUAAACAACCCCUUACUUAGACCUUACUAGCCUUACUUCUUAAAACAGUUUUUCCACAUUAAAAAUUAUAAAAUGUAAUUAACAUCUAGCAAUGAGGCUGAACAUUUGACAAAACAUGCAUUUAAGUAGCAUACUUAAUAAAUAUGAAUCCCAAUUCAAUUAGUGUGCAGCCCCCGUCUCGCAAACGCAUAUUUUUUUACACACCCCUGACCUGAACUAUAUAUAAUAUAUAUAUAAUAUUCUAAUGUCCCACCUCAGAUUUAUUACACCAACUAUUUCUGUAAACAAAAGAAAAUAUUAAUUACACACCAAACACACUUGCGAUAUUUUGAAGAAUCUCAUUUGGUGCAGUUAUCAGGAAUUUUAUUUAGUGAAAUCAGUGGCAGCAUUAACUCUUUCUCUCCGGAAUUAUUUUCCGUGUUCUGACAAAUUAUCAAAUUUUGUUAGGCACUACCAUGCUAACUCCAAACCAUCAUACAUUUUUUGUUUUUUAAUCAGAAAAUGUUAAUUUAGGUAUGGAAUUAAAGGGGAAUGCAUGCCCUUUACAAGCAAACCAGACUUGGCUUUAAAUUUUAAUAUAUAAAUGUGAUUAUCAUUUCAGGAAAAUCAAAAUUUAAAAAAAACAACUUACCAACUGUUCACAAAACGCUCAUUUAAAGUCACACGAAGAGAAAUAUAUAAUCCAAAGUGUAACAAAAAUGUUUUUUUCUAUAUUCAUAUGUGCAUCACAAAUAAUAAAGAUCAACUUAAAAAAAAGAAAAAAAUUUAACACCAGAGCACAUUAUCCAUUGUCACCGUCACACAAAAUAUUUGCGAAAAAAAUUUGCACUGGAAACAAUUUGUUGCUAUUAUAAAAUAUUUGCACUGUAUUCUUGUAUGUACUAACAUUUAUUAUGGUAAAUGGAAAAUUUACCAUAAAUUUGUCAUAUCUUUUCAUCUGGGGUUUAGCUAUGGUAAGCCUAAAAAACAAUCCAUAUGGAUGUGCACUUUAGCUGGGGGAGGGGCUGGUUGUUCACCAGCUGAUGAAUUACCAAUUUCCUUAUUUUGUCACUAGUACUAUUAAUACUAGUACUAGGAUUAUAAUCAUACGAUUCAACAGAAUCAGCCUCUGCAUUUGAAAUCAUAAAAUCACCGCCUGAAUCAUCAUCAGUGUAAUAUUUUCAACCUUUAUUAGAUCGAUCACCAGAUGGGUCAGGUUAAGAUUUCAUGUUUGUAAACAAAAAUAAAAUGGACAAUGAAAACAACCGCUUCAAACACUUUGUUCUACGUAAAACCUCGUUCAAACACAGAAAAACUGGAUGUUUAUCCAUAGGGAAAUCAUUCUAGAAUUGAUUUGAAAUAAUUGAAAACCAAUAGCUAAGAAAAGAACUGAAAUAAACAGGUUUUUAUACAUCGACAAUACCGUCGUUGAUACGCCAAAUCUUCAUUUCAAAUCGACGACGGGAGCAUUGUUCCGGAGAGAAAGAGUUAAAACUGAUUGUUCGGGGCUGGGCUGAAAAUUUGAUAGACUGUCUUGUCGUCUGCAACAAGUCUAUAUGCCAAGUUUCAACUUAAUAUGUUGACGGGAAGUGGGUCAAUUAGCCUUCUAAAGCUUUUGCCACAAACACAAAAGAAACAGGAACAAAAGCAUAAGGAUUUUUAAAAAAAAAAGUUAACUUCUUAUUUUCUAUAAUAUAUGCCGACUUUUAAACAAUAGGUCUACAGACUGUACUAUACUCUAGCUGCCGUCCUUUAAACAAUAUGCUUACAGGCGGUCCUACAUCCUACCUGCCGACAUGUAAACAAUAGGCCUACAGACAGUCCUACACCAUACCACAGACAGUCCUACACCAUACCACAGACAGUCCUACACCAUACCUAUGACUCUUUAUUGAUUAAUGUAAUGGUCCUUUAAAGAAAAAAAUUCACCAUUUUUACCGGCGUUUAGACGUCACGCAUGAAAGCUUGCUGUGUGAAUGCUAUUUUCUUCACUCAGUACUAUUAAUUUCAAACAUGGGGGGGGGGGGGGGGGGGAGAUCAAAAGGAAGCAGGAUGACCAGAAACAAUAAGAGAUAAAAUUAUCCUACCAUGUUUCAUGGUUUAGCCAACUAACACUCAGUCCCAGGGUUGGUAUCACCAAGUGAGGUAAGUUCUCAUUAGAGCAAUUCUUAAUCAGAUUAUGCAGAAUUGCUUAUAGUAUUGUUUUUAAAUUAAGCCCUAAAGCAAAAAAAGAUAGAAGAAAACAUAGAAUUUGAGGUAACAGUGUGUCUUCUUCAGAAUGAUGAUAAGUUCAAACUCCUUGCAGGCAUGAGAGAGGUGACUUACAAAAAUGAUGUAGUCCAUUUUCUGUGUGUGAUUUUAAUACUGUAUCAUGGGGUGUUGAACAGCUUGCCAUGAAACCUGCUGUGGAUGUUCAUCAACAGGUGCAGUCUAUGAAAUCAAGCUGGAGUGUCAUGAAGAUAAAAUUAAAAGUCCUUGGGUGCAAGGGUCAAGCCUUGACUUACUUCGCUGCUGACUGAAAAGUUAUCCUGUAUAAUGUGCAUGUCUGCAUAUGCUUGUGGAAUUAUGUGAUUACAGCUAGUUGAAGUCAGUGACUGUCAAUAUUCUGCAGUAACCUUAAUAGUCCUUCUCAGCAGACAAAAAAUGUCUUUAUGAAAUCUAUGAAACUGAUGUAGAUGUUAUAAAAAACUACUGGUUUAUACUGAAGCACAUACAGUAAAAUAGAUUCAUGCUUUGUCAGUCAGAUUUCUAUUGUCACAUCUAUCAUAUUUAUUUAAUUCAAUCACAAACUACUUUGCUUUAAUUAUAACACUAUUCAAAUGUAUUUGAAAUAUAGACAUUUGAAGAACUUGGUUUACAAGGAAUAUUACUCAAUGGGUGGAUGGCAGAGUCACUAAGAUAUUAAUUUUUAAAUCAAAGGCUAAGAAAGGAGCCCCAUUGUGGAUGUUAAACCAAAAAAAAAUAAAUAAUAGCAUGUCAAAACAUGACAUAACACAAAAGAAAAAUAUGGAAGCUAAAUGUAUUUUCUCUAAAUGAAAAUGAGUCAAAACUUUAACUAAAUUAUUUGUAUAAAAAUGUAUUUUGUUAUGAAAGCUCUUUAAACAUCUAUGUAUCUUGUUACACUGCCUACAGGUAAUUUAUUUCACUUUUUAAUAAUUUUUAUUCAUGUAAUUUAUGCAACUACUUUUUUAACAAUGAUUUGAUGAUAUAUAUUAAUCUAAGCGGGGCCAUUGAAACUAGUCACUAAACAUACCAAGUGUUUAAGUACAUCAUUAUCUAUUCCAGGUGGUCCCAUUGUUGAGAUGCAAGGAGAUGAAAUGACACGGUAAACAAAUGAGAUAACAGUAUUUAGUGGAAAAGCAAAUUAACUUUAAUUAAGAUAAAUAAUGCUGGAAAGAAGUAUGUGAUUUUAAAGUCAAGUGAAUUAGUGUUUAAUACUAAAAUUUUGAUGAUAUGGGUAACAUUAUUGUGGAGGCUAAAAGCAUUAUAUUUGUAGAUGAUUAUAGGGGUCCUUAUAGUUUUAUAUUUCCAUUUAACAAAAAUAUGUACAAAUUCCGCUAAAUGUUACUCAUUUUUAUAAGAAUUUGUAAGGCCCAAGUUUUAUUGUGCCAGUUAUAAUACUAUGUGGUAAAUAAUCACCUGAGCACAAAUACAAACUUUGGUCUACUAUUCUCAUACUUAACCUGAUUUUUUAAAGAUAUUUUUUCAUCAUGCUGCUUUAAACAAAUACUUUCCUUCUGGUGCUUAAAGCUAAAAGAAUUUCCAUUAAUUGGAAAAUACCAUAGAAAAUUUCGCUUAUUAACUUCAUAUUUUUUGUUUAAAGCCGAACAUAUUUAAAAUGUUUAUUUUUAUUUUGGUGCUUAAAGCCAAAAGCAUUUCCCUUGAACGAAAAUACUAUUUAAAAAAUAUAUUUUUCAUGAUGAUACUUAAUUUAAAAGGAAUAAUUAUAAGAGUGAAAGUAGAAAACUGACCCUGCAGACAACUCAGACAGAAACAGCUGAGAGGCAGGUAUUAAUUGGCUGUCCACUUCAGUCUUAAUGGUGAUAGGUUUCGCUCCAAAACAAUUAAAGAUGCAGAAAUAAUUGUCAGUGUUUAAAUUCUUUGCUUUUCUUCUUCUUUUAUGUAAUCCCUUAAUUUUCAAAUAUUUAAAAAAACGUUGAUUAUUCUUUUACUAGUCUUAUUAAAACCUAUACAUUUAUUUAUAGUAUGCUCUCAUUAAUAUAUAUAAACAUAAUGUAAAAAAAUCUUAAUUUUUCCUCCCCUUUUCAGUAUUAUUUGGGAUGUCAUUAAAGAAAAGCUCAUUCUUCCAUUUGUGGAUUUGGAAAUUCAUUAUUUUGAUCUUGGCAUUGAAAACAGAGAUGCUACUGAUGACCAAGGUAUUGCAAUUAUUCAAGUGAAGAAAAAUGUAUCACAAAAUAAUUUGCUAGUACUAUUAAACUUUAAAAAAUGUCGUAUAUUACUAAAAUUUUGGAAAAAAAUUAAAUGGUGUUUUGAAUAUUUAACACUACUAAACCAGACAUGUAUUUUUACUCCCACUUGAAGGGCAAUUCAAAAGGGGGUUAUUACUUCCCUUGUCAUCUAGAGUUAUCAUACUUUAGUGAUGAGUACUUGUGCAACUAAAUAUUAAAUCAGUCUUGCAAAUAUGUUAUUAUUAAUUCUCGUUAAUUUACAAACAAAAUUUGUUAUUGGUUUAUUGCCUUUGUCGUAUAGGAAAUUCUAAACUAACAAGACUAAUAAAAUAAAUUAAAAAAUCAAUAUAAAAAAAAAAAUAAUCAUCAUUACUUAGCUGAUAUUUAAUUAAAAAGACUUAUUAAAUACCCCUACAAAGCCUUAUCUAUGCCAAGCAAGUUCACUUUUAGUGGAAAAAAAUCAUGACAUUUUAACAGAUUUUAAGGAAAAUUAAAAAAAAAAAACAAGUCUCCAAUAGAGAUGUGUGGAUUGUAACAAACUGAAACCCUGCUGACAACCGAACCUGAACUGAACCCUGCUGAUGACCGAAAUCAAUCUUCAAUGUCAUCAAGUACAAACAAAUCAUAAUGAACCUAUCACAAACUUAUUAGAAUGUCAAUGUUUUAUGAAAUUGGGACAUUAUGACUUAUGCCAGAAAUGUUUAUAUUUUAAUUAAAAAUUGAAAACCCAAGUGCAAAAAGAUUUUUCUGGAAACAACCAUAUUUUUUAUCAUUCCCUACCCCCUUCUCCCCUGCCGACACCCUUUCCCGCAUAGUCUUGAGUUGUAUUAAUGCUUGACAAAUUAAACAACACGUUUUAGCCGACUCUAUUUCAUCGAGUAUCAGUGAGUGUAUCGUUCAAAGACAAACAAUAUUAUAAGUUUGUAUAAAUCUAGAAAUACACAUUGAGUAAGAAAAGUUUCAGUCAAGACUAGUUACAUUCUUUUUAAAUUUAUUAUUUACUCUCUUCACAUGAUUCACAUGUCCUUGGCCGUUGGAAAAUUUAAAAAAAAAUGAUUCUCUCAUUCAAUCAUAUUGAUUGCAAGGUUAAAAUAUUCUUGUUUCAGUUACUAUUGAUGCAGCAGAGGCCAUUAAAAAGUAUAAUGUUGGUGUCAAAUGUGCAACCAUCACUCCUGAUGAAAAAAGAGUGGAAGGUAAUGUACCUUGGUUCAUUGCUGCUUUUCUCCUUCUUUGAUAGGUUUGCAAUCAAAUUCUUUCAUGCUACAUACUUAUUUGGUUAUUUAAUAAAAGUUGUAUACAUUAAGUACAUGAUUCUCUUUGUAUAUCUGGAUAUAAAGCUGUAAGAUGCAGAGUGCACUCAAAAGUUGAAAAUAUUACUUUCUCUGCUUGCAUUUUUCUAAUUAUUAUUUUUAUCUACCACUUAAAAUUAAUUGCACUAACUAAUAAUGAGCACUAUUUGGUUUAUUUUUUAAAAAAUGAAGGGAAUUUUGAAUAUGUUAUCGAGUGGCAUUUUGCAAAAUCAAAUAAUAAAAAUAAUUGUGAUCUGUUUUAUAUGUGAAUGAAUCAAGCAAGAAUUAGAUUAAAUGCCAUGUAUUCUUUUUAUGAUGCAAAUAUUUGUUAAUAAAUUCAAACUGUAACCAUAGCCAUGGUGUGUUGAUGGAGAAAACUGCCUCUUGACCUAAACUUAGCUGAAUAGAUUUUGUAAAAAAUAACUUUUAUUUUUGUAAGUUACUGAUACGACGAAAAUUAUAAUUUAAAAAUUUUAAAAGAUUUAUUUCUUAAUCUACUCACAUAUUAAUUAAACUUUGUAUUUUAAAUCAUAAUAGUUUCCAGACUGCUAAAUAAUAAUAUUUUAAUGGGAUCAACUAGAAUGAUGGAAAGAAAAUUUAAUUUUUUUGAUUUGCAUUUUUUACCAAACAUUAAACAACAAUUCAAUUUUGGAUAUUAAUAAAAUUUAAAUUUACACUACGUUAUGAGAGAAUCCUUUAUUUUUUACAAGGUAAAUCUAAUUAUAAAUUAUUAUACAAAUUAAUAUUUUUAGUCAUUGAAUUUCUAGACAAUGUCACAAACAUUUAAACUAUUUUUCUCGCCUAAUUUCAAGCAAGAAAUAAAACAUAACCACAAUAGUUUGGAGAUAGAAAUACAAGUCCAAUACAAAACUUAAUCACCUGGAAACAUGAAGAUUAUAAAUGAUAGAUUUCUUAUUAAAAGUCCAAUAAAAUUAUUUACCAAAUUUAUUUUUUCUUUGAAGAAUUUAAGCUCAAGAAAAUGUGGAAAUCCCCAAACGGAACAAUUCGUAACAUCCUAGGCGGGACAGUUUUCAGAGAGGCCAUUAUCUGCAAGAACAUUCCACGUUUGGUGCCAGGGUGGAGUAAAAGUAUUGUCAUAGGACGUCAUGCCUUUGGUGAUCAGGUAUGUUAUUUUCUUAUUUCAGAAUAUAUGAUUUUAUUUGUCAAACCUAAGAAAACAAGAAGUGCCUGGUGCAAAGGUGAUCACUGUGUAAAAGAUUGUGUUCUUAAACUAGAUUUAGUGUAGUUGGUGGAAUGCCCAUUCCUAUUACCUUUUAACAGUGGUUUAAAAUAAUUUUAAAUUAUUAUCAGCAAUUUUAAACACAAGAUGUCUUAGAGUUGAUCCACUGUAGCUUCAUGCUGUGGGUUUAGUUAUUGUUUUAUUGUAACCUGUUCACAAAAAUGAUGAAUGUAUUUCUUUUAUUGCAUUCUGGAAGCUACAUUGACUUAUUUAACAUUAGAUGUAGAAUAAGUUGGUCUAAUCAGCUCAGCAAAUGAAGUAAUCAGUCAAUAUUAAGAAAUUUCUGUUUAAGUCUUAUUUCACUUAUUACAUAUAACUUGAAAAUAAGAAGAAUUUCUUGCUUAUUUCAUGUGGUUAAAGACUGUAACAUGUUUUAAAAUACAGUAUAUUGUUUUGAUUACUCAAGUGUUAAAAAUGUCAAGAAUACAGCACACUAAAAAAAUUUGUUUUGAUUGUGUUUUUUAAUGAAUGUGCAUCAGAGGUUGGCGAAGCAAUGAUUUUUAAAAAAAUUAAAUUUAGUCUUCAGGGAUGCUGUUGUACACGUUUGACUUGAAACAUUGUGUCAACAAAGAUUUUUGAGUCCCAUUGAAGUCCACUUUCCCCGUCGUUAAAUUCAUCAGUUUCAAGUAAAAAUCAUCAUGAAGUUUGCAUCAGCUCAGCCUAACAAAACCCAUUAACUUCAUUAACCAUUCAUCAGAAUUAUAUUCAAGAGCCAUUAAAUCUACCGUUACAAACAAUAACAAAAAAAAUCAAUAAUGUUUAAAAGUAAAAUGAGACUUAGAGACAAUUUUAUGUGGUCAAACAUUUUUCAUUAUCACAGAAAAAUUAAAUCUGCUCAAGUUAAUUUUCUCAAAUUGGUAUUUUUUUUUUUUCAACCCAUCUUUAAAGUUUAAUCUGUGUAUAUAAAUAUAGAUGUAUUAGCUUACUGAAGAUCUUCAACAUAACUCUGAGUAUUCUUCAUCAUCUAACUAUAUUUUACUGAGGUAGUAACUGAUGAUUAAGUUAAUAGUAGAUCAAUAAAAUUCCAUUAGAUAAGGGUUUCCCAACCUGGGGUGCUCGUCCAUUAGAUAAGGGUUUCCCAACCUGGGGUGCUCGUCCAUUAGAUAAGGGUUUCCCAACCUGGGGUGCUCGUCCAUUAGAUAAGGGUUUCCCAACCUGGGGUGCUCAUCCAUUAGAUAAGGCUUUCCCAACCUGGGGUGCUCUCACUCCCAGGGGGUGAUUGUACUCCCAGGGGGUGCUCCCACUCCCAGGGGGUGCUCGUGCUCCCAGGGGGUUUUAAGUGGGCUUUCAGGGAGUAUGAAGAAAAAGAAUUGUAAGAACACAGGAGACAUUAGCUUUUUAGCUAUCAUAUAAAUGGCUGUAUAUUUGAAACAAUUUCUUCAUCAGAUUUUCCUCAUUGUCAUAAUUUAUGUCACAAGUUUAUUUUGUAAGUUCUUCAGCUCUCUUUGAAAUUUAAUAAAUAUAUUGCAAGUUCAUUAUUUUCAAAUUCAAAAGGCAUUGUUACUUUUGUUGGGUUUGCGAAACUAGUCAAAUAAUUUGUUGAAGUUGCAGAGUUGGCAAAUACUGCUUUAGACGACCGCCUUUAAAUAUGAAUAAAUCAAAGCAAUUUAAAAGUCACAAGCACCUUGCACAUAAAAUACAACAGGAAAAAUUUGGGAAACCUUGGCAUGCUCUCUUAUAAAAUACUCUGAAACUCUUCGCCUUUAAAAUAGGUUGGUAUAACUGAUUGUUGAGUACCAGUGAAAUUCCAAUCAAAAUAUUAAAUUUUUGGCAAUGGAUUAACAUAGAUGUUAAACAUAUAGUCUGUGGAGAAGAAAUUCACAGACGGGUGUGCCAUUGAGAUUUUAUUUCCUGACACUUUUAAAUUUUGUGUGACUUUGAUAAAUGCUAUUUGAUAUCAGAAUGCUCAUUUUGACAUUUACAACUUGAAGACAUUAAUUUUGGAUAAUCUGGAACUUGUACCAAAUUUAGAAAGCUAAAUUAUUGCUACACAGCACAUAGGUCAUAAAAUAUUCAAAACCCCUUUCGAUAGUUCCCUAUCUUAUUUUGUGUUGCAGUAAACAAAUUAGGUAUCCUUUUACCAUUUUUUAAAAAUUGGGCCUGUCAAAGAAUUAAUACUUAAAUUGUGUAGCACAAGAUGUUGGUUUUCUAUAUUUAUUCUCACCCAGAUACUGUACUUUUAUUUCAUUUAGUUGACACAUUUAAAAUCAGUUGCCUACUAAAAUAUCUAGUGGCAUCCAGAGACAGUAAACGUGAGCACUUGUUUUUUCGUUUUGUAAUAAAAUAGUGUAACUAUGAGCUUUUCUGCAUUUUUUUGUGACAAGCAUAUUUCAUCUUUCAGCUUAAAUCCACUACACUGGCUGUAACAUAAUAUCCUAUUCUACCAUUGUACUAAAGCAAAUGAGAUAUCCUUGAUUAUUAGAGAUUAUACUUUAUCAUUUUUAUCUUAUUUGUUACAGUAUAAAGCCACAGACUUUGUGGUGCCCGGUCCAGGUAAGCUGACAAUAAAAUAUGCACCUCUUGAUGGAAGUGCUCCAGUGGAAUACACAGUGUUUGACUUUGAGGAAUCUGGAGGUGUAGCCAUGGGAAUGUAUAACACAGAUCAGGUGAGUUGACCUAAUAGAUAUACGGUAGUCUCUAUUUUUUUAUACUUCAUUAACAUUCAUAUUGUGUUUAGUAUCCGAUUUGUGUGUUGCAGAUUAGUAGAUACAAAAUUCCACAAAGUAAAAAUAUGUCAGAAAAUUCCAUUUCUAUUAAUUUUAUUAUGUUAUAUAAAUAAUUGUAAUGAGAUAUUACUAAAUAAAAAUAUUUUCUUUAAGCUCUGUUUUGUGGUUUAAGACCUGUAUACUAAAAAUAAUCAAAUUGAAUUCUCAGCUAUAAUAUUUAAUGGCCAUUUAAAAAUAUAAUUAUCCCUAUUUUUUUGUUGAAAUGUAUAAUAUAACGUGAUAAAUCAAUGUUUGCCUAGCAAGGAACUGUACUUUUAUUAUUUUAUAAAUUAAACAAACUGUUAAUCAGGUAAUUUUAUAAAGAAUCUGAUAUCAUAAUUCAUUAUUUGAUGAAUACUAGAUGAAUACUAGAUGUAUAUUAUCUUCAACUUACACAGAGCAUAACUGAUUUUGCACACAGUUCAUUCCAGUUUGCAUUACAAAAGGAAUGGCCUCUUUACCUCAGGUAAUUAACUUUUCUUUGCCUUCCUCAAUUUCUUGUUGAUAUAUAUCAAACAUUCUUCCCCCAUCAAUAACAUUAAUCCCUGUGCUAAAAUGCAAAGUAUUCUUCUGGAGUUUAAAAGUUGUUUCUUAAAAUCUAUUUAUUAUAUAUAUGAUUAAUAUGUUUUAUAAAAUGCUUGUGAAACAGUGUUCGCACAGCCUUUGAAGGAUUUGAAAGAAAAAAAAUUAAUUCCCGGAAAGUUUGAGAAAAAACAUGGGGGUCUUUUUGUUUUUUAAAGUUUGGGUACAGUGAUGCAAAAAAAAAUUUGAAAGAAAAGAAAAAUGUUGUUUUUCAAUUAAACUGACUUGUGCAGUGCACAUUUCUAAUGAUCCGUAACCCUGCAAGAAAGAAAUUUGUUGAUUGGUCUGUAGCUUUCUGCCAAUCAAAUUAAUCUUGACAAGUGAGCGAUUGCUUAGUAACUGCCACUGUUUUGAAUAGGCCUACAUGUUCUUAAGUAAAAUUUGUUGGCCUUUGUUAUCAUUUUUGAUUUGGAUAAGCAGCAUGUGUGUUUUCUAUUGAAAUGUUUCAAAUCUGAUGUACAGUUUACAAUAAUAAACAUGACUUGAGUUUGUUCUUUUAAUGAUAUAUGGCUCAAUAAGUCAGAAUACAAGUUAUGGCUACAAAAAAAAGUGAGGGAAGACAAGAGGAAAGCCUAUUGUAAUGUUUGUAAAAAAAAAAAUCGCUAAGAGUAUCCUGAUGAAAAUUUUGAACCAUUUGAAAGAGCUACUGGUAUCCUGAUGAAAAUACUGAACCAUUUGAAAGAGCUACCGGUAUCACGAUGAUACCAAAUCUGGAAAUCUAUGUAAAGAGUGAGGCAAAACCCUUCCCAAGCCCUCUUGCAAAUCCUUUAAGGAUGUCUGCUACGCCUUUGAAGAACCUCUCUCAAUGGAAAAGCUGCACUUGUUCUUAGUGGUUACCAGAGAAUUACAACCACUUCUUAAGUUGAACCAGACAUCCCUAUGAUGCCAUUUUUCUGGAGUUUGGUUCAGUCUCUUAUGUCAAGGUUCAUCCAGCCAGAGUUAAUGUUGGUGGCCAAAUAUGUCACAGCUAUGUGGAGAUUAGAUUUUUUAGAGAAAAAUAAUCAAAUGGAUACCAGCAAAAUGAUUGUUGCAUUUUUUGCCUCCAAGCUUGGAAGUUUGGAAGGCAUUUUCAAUUGCCACUUUAAAGAAGAUAAUGAGAAAUAUUUCCUUGCUGGACCCAAGGUUCAUGGUGUCUGAAUUUAGACAACAUGAAAUGAAAAGCUAAAUUUGUCAGAGUGAUGUGUGAAGCAAAAUGAGCUAAAGAGUUAAACUGUGACACCAUCUUGAUUCAGUAUGAAAAAUAUUUUGUCUAGCAUCACAGCCAAUUCAUUGGAACACAGAAAUUUCUUUCCUUCUGAAAGUAGGGAUGGUGAAUUUGCAUUUUUCUACUGUCUUAAACUGAAGGGAUUUGAUUAACAAAAUACGGAUUUACUCAUAGUUUGAAAUAUUUUGUUUUUUUAGCAUAAUUAAAGGAAAUCAAGCAAUCAAACAUUUUUUACUAUAAAAACUUUACCCCGUGCAACGUGUUAUUAUUUCCAUAUAAUUCAUGUUACAUAAAAACUAUUAAUAUAAGUUAACAUUCAAUCUUCAGUCGAACUUACCAAUCACUUAUUUGUCAAUAUUAUGAAAGCACUUAAAUUUACUUACCAAUCAUGUAUCUUCACGUCACGACUCACGUCUCCAUUUACACAUUACACACACACGAUGUAAAAACAGAACAAAUCACAACGCCAUGAGUCUUCACAAAUGAACAGUACACAGAUCAGCUCUCUUUGAACUUGAGACAAAUGGUGUGAGGGGUUGGCACUUUGCACAUCACAUAAAUUAUUGAAAUGUCUUGCUUUAACUAUGACAUAGAAACUAAGAAAAGUGAUAAAAAAAUGUUGAAAAUGAAAUCCCGGGAACUUCGAAAAUCCCGGUUUCAUCAAUUCCAAUCGCGCUUUUUCAAGUAUUCUUCUUCUUCUAUAUCUUAAGGGCCCACGCAUUCAUUCAUUCAUCUGGUUCCGUUUUUAUUGAGAGUGGGGAUGCCAGAUUGGGACCCUAGUAUGAACCAUGUUUAUAAAAUAUAACUUGUUAUUUGAAAUAUUCAAGUAUUGAAUAUAAUUAAUGGAUGCUUGGAACUUUCAGUUUAGCUUCUUAUAAAGAAAAUAAUAUCUUUGUUUUAGCCAAAACUUUAUAUUUAUUUGUAUAAAAAUAUUUACUUUGUUUUUAACCUUUAGUUCAUUGACAGAUGUGAUUUUUAAAAAUUCCUUUAUUUAAUAGCACCAAAAACACAAUCUUGAAAAAGUAUGAUGGCAGAUUCAAGGAUAUUUUUCAAGAAAUCUAUGAGAGGUUUGCUAUUUAUAGUUAGUCUGUUAAUACUGUUCGCUUCUGGAGCGAGCAUCUUUUAGACUUAGUUUUAAUAUCUUAUAUUUCUGGAUAUUUUGAAAGCUUUUUUUCAUUCACUUGGUUAGAUUAUUAUUUUUUUUUUAUUUUAUCAUUACAUCAGUGUCUCAAAUAACCUUACAAAAAUAUAUUUCUGAAAUUUUUUUUAAUAUUAAAAAUUAAACAGCAAUUUGUUUAAAAAAUAUAUUUAAAUAAACUGUACUUUGACCACUGUUUAAAUAAGUUAACUUUUUAUUUUCCUAAGAGAGUACAAAAAACACUUUGAAGCCAAAGGCAUCUGGUAUGAGCAUCGUCUGAUAGAUGAUAUGGUUGCAUAUUGUAUGAAGUCAGAGGGAGGCUUUGUGUGGGCUUGCAAGAACUAUGAUGGUGAUGUCCAGUCUGAUUCUGUGGCACAAGGUAAAGUCUUGCCAUAGUUUCUCUCUUGUGAGACAUUAUAUAAUCUUUGAAAAACAGCAUUUACCUAACAGAUGUUAGUUCCACAAGCUAAAAUGUUAAUCAUUAUUUUUAAUGUUAAUAUAUGUCAUCCAGGCUUUGGCUCAUUGGGUAUGAUGACCAGUGUCCUGAUUUGUCCAGAUGGUAAAACUGUGGAGGCUGAGGCAGCUCAUGGCACAGUCACCCGGCAUUUUAGAUUUUAUCAGCAAGGCAAAGAGACCUCCACAAAUCCAAUAGGUAGUGUUGAAUUAUUUUACAAAUCAGGCUGUUGGUUGUCGGCAACAUUACUAGACACAGUUUUGAGAUGACUUAUUAAAAAGUCUUCAUUUUAUGUUUAAAAGCUUUGUUGCCCUAUGAUCCAACUUUUGAAUUUCGCAUUUAGUUGUUUACAACUCAGAAGAUAAUCAUAUUUCUUUCAUCUUUUAUUUCUACCUGAUUAAUUCUUUUAGUGUAUUCCCAUUUUUUAAAUCAAAAUUGGGUUAUCAGAUAUUAACUUGUAGAUGUUUUAUAUUGCAUAAUUUGCACAAAAUUAAAGUGAAAGCUGUGUUUUAAACACUUUAUGGAUUCUGGCCAUCUGUCUACAUUGAGAAAUUAACAUAGAAGAUAGCAUUGACUCUCUGUAGUAUAACUAAUAAUGGGGACUUUUUUUCUCAUCUUAGUAUGGAACUCUUCUGGCUUAACUUUGUGAUCUUUGUUGUGUGACAAAUUGAACUAUUAAUGGCCCAUCAACAACCUGAUCAAAAGACAUGAGAUAUAUUUUUUAAAUAUUUUAAAAGUUGGGCACUUUUUUUAGUUGAUGAUCUACAACUUUCCUAUUUUAAAAGUAACAAUUAUUGUGCAUAAAGGAAUAUUCCAUUCACUGCAGUUUAUGUGCAUUGUCAUAACAUAUGACCCCUUCACUUACUUCCAAGCUUCCAUUUUUGCUUGGACUCGUGGUCUUGCUCACCGAGCCAAGUUGGAUAACAACCCGGAACUGGCCAAGUUCUCUGAGAAUCUUGAGGCUGUUUGUGUUGACACCAUUGAAUCUGGAAUCAUGACCAAAGAUCUGGCUAUUUGUAUCAAAGGGAUGAACGAGUAAGUCAAGGAAUGAAUGCUUAAGUAAAUGGCUUUAUGUUUGGGUACUGACACUUAAGGGGGAAAAUAUAAACAUAUUUAUUUGAUUUGGGUAUUACAGACCUGGUUACUCUUACGAUUUUGGCAUACAAUGUACGAUUAUGAGAUGCUUUUUAUGAUUGUGCGCCGAAACAUGUUAGAAAAUACAAAUCUCAGAGACCGGAUGGAAAAUAUAUAAUCUAACAGUUUUUGUCAUUUAAAAAAAACUAACAAACAAAUCUUUUUGUGAUGUUAGUUUUAGCUCCUUUCCAUAUUGGGCAGUGAAUGGAACAAGAAAUAGGAUUGGUUAGGGACCAUCCAUAAUUAUAUUAUGUAUGCACUGAGGCGGAUAUGGGGAGUUGGUGUUGAACAAGGAACAUACGGGUGCGCAUGGGAAGGGCUAAGGGAUAGGUGUCUAAAUAUUUUUAAAUAAGACCGCCACUUUUCAUAAUGAUGGUGAUCAUCAAAUUGUUUCUUUGGGUUUUCACUCGGUGCUGCAUGUUCGUGACCAUUAACGCUUUCCUCCUCCCCAAACCCCACUCCACGGGCGUCUCCAAUUUCCUCCUCCCAUCCCCAUCUUUGUCUUCACCUAUCAAAGUGGCAAAGACUUUGGUAAGUGACCUUUUUUAGACAUGUGAUGCCAAUAGUUAUUGUAUACAUUAUAAUUUAUGUUUAUUUAUUUACUCUUACGAUACAGCAUUGUACAAUUUUGAGAUGGUUAUCCUGAAAUGAUAUUGUACUAUUUUGGGAAAUCAGGGUAACCUGGUCUCGUUUUUGAAGAAAAUAAUAACAUUACGGUUUUGUUGAAUCAAAAUAAUUUUUUCAACAAAUAAUAAUUUAUUAACUUAUUUAUACAAAAACUAGUUUCAGUGGUCUUGAAAAUCAAACUAAAGUACACAACCAAAGGUAGAAAUAUUCAGUCACUCAAUUCACCCAUUUUCUUGGGUGAAAACUUAACAGUUGUACUUUAUCAGGUGAAAAGUUCACCAAAUUGCAUGGCACUCACUACUGAUACAACUAUUUUAAAAUGUUUUCAACAGUGUUACACGCAAAGAUUAUCAGGAGACCUUAGAAUUCUUGAACACUUUGGCAGCAAAUCUGAAAAAGAAGCUUGAGUCAAGUUGACUACAGGAAGGAAGUGAUUAUACCAGUGUAAAGGGAAGGCUGUAGGCCAGCCACUGGUUUCCAUUUUAAAAUGUCAACAAUCAUUUCAAAUAAUCAUAUAAAAUAUGUUUGUUGGUGAUCCUGCAUUUAGUGGUUAAUUGUAAUGUCUGUGAUUGAACACAAACCAAUGAAAAUUAAAUAAAUAUUUGUGUCCUAUUUAUACAUCAAUGUGGGAAUGUAAUGAGGAGCUUUAAUUAUUUAUUCAAUAAGAGCCAUUGGGGGUAAAUUGCUGAUAACUAUGACAGACUGAUCAUAUUUUUAAAAUUUGUUGUUUCAGAUUAUUUUACUUUUGACCAUCUAAUUUCUAUGCAUUCAAGUGGGCAGCAGGUCAAGCUAGAUUUAUUUUAAAUAUUUUUUAUAGUUCAAUAAAAAAUAUUUUUAUUUUAAAAUUUAAGGUAAAAGAAAACAACCUGCACUGAAAUUAUAUAUUUUUUUAUUUUUUAAGACUUUUCGUCAAUAAAUUAUUUGUAUUUUAUUAUAAACUUGACAGUGUGAUACAGUUACUGUAAUUUUCUAUGCUCUCAUUUGGACUAAUUCAAAUUUUCACAUGAAAAUGUGACGUUGAUUAAAAUUUAAUAAUUUUCUUUUUAAAGUUUACAAAAUGCAAUACAAAUCUAAUUCAUAUUUUAAUUACUGUCAACACAUAGUAAGUACUUAAAUUCUUAGCCAAGUUCAUAAUUGGCAUUAAAAUGAUUAAGGUGGUCAUAGUCCACAGACAAACCAUAUACAAACUAUAUAUACUUAAAUAUAGCUUAAUGAAAAAGUAUUAAUUGUGCUAAUAUUAAUAUUCUGUAAAAAAUAUUCCACACCUCUGAAAUCUCAAGUUGUUUGGGAAACUUCAACAGCGAUUUUGUUAUUAUUAAAAGCUUUAACUGCAUGAUUUGCAUUUUUUAUAAAGAUAAUCUCCCUCCUACAUAAGGACCAAAGCUAUUUAGAUGUGUGAACUGCAUUUGAUAUUUUGCUAAAGGAACAUUUUAAGUUUUAUUUAAAAAAUUAUUUUAAUGCAAAAAAAGUGGGGUGGGAUUUUUUUAACUAACAGUUUUAUCACCUGAAAGAAAUCUAUCUCUUAGGUAUGCUACAGUGACAUUUUGACAUUCCUGUCAAGUCUGCUCACUACCAGCUCAUUUUGAAGGAUGCUUUAUAAAUGCUAUACGAUUUACAAAGACAUCCAUUUAGCUCUUCCAUGUACUGCCUUUAAACUACUAGAUACUCCAAACUAUUAAUUUUAUAUACUGUUUUUAAAAAAUUUUCACAUUUUGAAAAUGAUGCUAAUUAAUUAUUUUAUCUAGACUUUAAAACACUGUUGUAACAAAUGCCUUAUAAACUGAAUAUUUAUAAAUUACAUACUGAAUCUAAAUUAUUUUUCCACCAUUGUGGAUAAAAUCAGAGACUAUAAAUUAAUUAUGGGUGAAUGUAAAACCAUUUUAUAACAAGCCUACUAAAAUGGUAUCAGGCCAUUCAAACAUGUUCUUUUUUGUGAUACUUUGUUGUAAUAAUUUUUAUUGUAAUAAGCUAUUAAAAUUAUGUCCUGUGAGAUAUGGCAGUAACAUUUCAAAUUUAUUCCAGCAUACAAGUCUAUGUGAAUUUGUAAAUUAUUAGAAAACUGUCAUGUAAAGAUCUGUUAUUUUUGCCCAGAUGCAAUUAAAAAAAAACAUUAUUUAUCUUGAUGUAUGUUUUUCAACACACAUUUUCCAGCUUGACAUGUAUUAUUUACUCCAGAAUUAUCUGUGACUUAAAUUUGAACCAUCUCAAGGUUUUGAACAAUUAUACUGGUUAAGAUCUUAGUCAUAAUUUUGGGGUAAUAAGGGGAGAGACUGCAAUCAGGUUAGUACAAAAUAAAAUGAGUAAAACAGAGUAUGGUUAAACCUGAAAAAUUAAACGUAACAAAACAGCGAACGU